CGCAUAUAUGCCGUAAGCAAUGGAGGAUGCGAAAGAGGAAAAGACCUUCAGAGGGUUUUCAGAAAGACUUACCCUGGGAAUAACUCGGGUUCUGGAGAGCCUCCCUGGUGUCCUUGAUGUACGAUUCGUUGAGAGAGAACCUGCAGAGAAGAGAUACCUCCUCUCAUGGGAGCAGAAAAACAACUGUGUUUUGCCAGAGGAUCUGAGAGACUUCUACUUGACAACAGAUGGCUUCACUCUUACCUGGAAUUCCAAACUAGAAACUGAACCAGUUCCUGUUGGUUGUAUGGUGAUUAACAGUGUGGCUAAACUCCGUCUUCUGGCCCAGUCGAACAUCUACUCCCUUCCCAGUGCCCCCACAUUAGCUGACCUUGACUUUGAGGAUGCAUUAGAAGGGUCAGAGGGAUAUAAAGAACCCCACUUUGACUCCCGUAGCCGUAUAUUUGAGCUUGACCCCUGUGGUGGAAAUGGUAGAGUCUGCCUGGUGUACACAGACUGCACUCCCGGUGCUGUGGCCCAACAGAGUGAAAUAUGGUUCCUGGACCGGUCGCUGUACUGGCACUUACUUACCUCCUCCUUUACUGCAUACUAUAGGCUUAUGAUAACACAUCUAGGCCUGCCCGAGUGGCAAUACAACUUCACCCCAUACGGGCCCAGCCCACAGGCCAAGCAAUGGGCGUCUCUUUAUCAACCCCUUACUUUCUACGGUGACCCUCAUCUUGAUUCAGCUGGUGAACUGUUCUUGAACAAGCUGGACCCAGACAAGGCUUUCCGGGGCAAAGCCAAGCUGCCCGCUUCCAAGAAAAAGCAGCCAUCCCAGGUCCCAGCUAGUGGAGACGUGUCUGCGAAAGGGCAAGGCGCCACAGGCAGACAGACUGUAAACAGACGAUGACACAGGGCAACACGGCUUGCAACCUGGACUGUUCUACACUGUCAUGCUCAGCAACUGUCCAGUUAUCAUGGGAAAUAUUAUCCACGUGCUUGAGCACUGAGGUCAGGCUUAUGUGAAAAGAGAUGCAGCAUGUUAUGUCAGUGUCCAGGCUCAUGCAAAUCAUAAGUACUCUCCUUCUUUUGUAAAGAUUUGAGACUACAUAUUUUAUUUUUACAAGAUUCCAAUGUUCAUCCAUAUCCUGUGUCUAUAGUAGAUACUUCCCUGACUAAAAUUGUUGUCAGUUUGUGCGCCAUUGUUUUAAAGCAUUUACAAACUCAUUUAAAAUUACUUUUACUCUUGUAUGCUGAGAAUCUUUUACGUCGAUCCAUCUUUGUUAUAUACAUGGACAAGUAGGCCCUCUAGGCCCUCCAUAUCUCCUCUAGGCCCUCCAUAUCUCACUGAGCAUAGUUGAGGCCCCUCUUGCCAGUUUGUGAACUUUGGCCUUCUGUUCAGAGAAGACCAGGAAAAUAAGCAGAGGCCAUAAGCCCAUGGGCAGCUCCAUAGUCAUCCGUGUGUUUUAACAGGCGGAGGCUGAUUUCAUCUCUGUGCAUAACCAAAGCGGCUUGUUUAGGACUGGACUGGAUAUUCUCCUGGUCUUUUCUGGUCCCAGUGCCUAGGCUACCUGAUGUGUUAAUGAGUCUGAGCACACUCUGAUCCUCCUUCUGGGCUCUAGUUCUCUGUCAGUUUGAGCAGGUUGGAAAAGUUCUAUAAAUACACUAUAGAUGAAAGCCCCAGCAACUCCACCUACUAAUGGGGCCACAACAGGAACCUAGCACUAACCACUGCCUGCCCUGGAAAAGGAAAAGAAAAGAGCAAUGAAAUAUAUCUACAUCCCCUUUAGGAUUGUGUCGUUUCCAAAUUCCCAAUUUUCUGGCUUUAAAGUGAUACAUUCAAACAUAAAAUAAAGAUGCAGACUCAAGAAUUUGUUGAAGAGAA
Electrophorus electricus (electric eel) is the source of this 1867-nucleotide messenger RNA. It is a transcript of the gene tpgs2, whose product is annotated as tubulin polyglutamylase complex subunit 2. NCBI's taxonomy places the organism in Eukaryota, Metazoa, Chordata, Actinopteri, Gymnotiformes, Gymnotidae. Gene Ontology annotation, biological process: protein polyglutamylation. The record is from RefSeq and is a predicted model, not a curated record.